AUGUAUGUGAAUAAGUGCUGUGCCGUUGUUAAUACCGACAUGGAGAGACUGGACCGGAUCUUCAUCACAAAUGAAUUUCAUCGAUAUAACCCAUUUAUAUAUAAAUACCAAAUGGUCGAAACCAAUCCAGACUUUACUGUGUUUGAGGACGAGAUGAACCUCUUUGGCUUUAACAAGACGGCGAUAUGCUAUAAACAGAUCUUUAAAGAGAUGAACGGCAAUCACUACCACUUAUUCCUCAAUGUCAUCCACCCGAUGUCGCGUGUGCUGCCUUUCAGAGACUCCCACAUGCUCUACACGUGUUACGUCUUCCAACAAAUCAGCUCGUCGCAGGUCAAAAUCUCGUAUAUGACACAGACGCAACCCGUUCCUUGGUACCAUUCAUCGAAUCCACAAAUUGCAUUAUAUAGACAACAACUCGCGUUGAAUCGCUAUUUCUCUGUAUUACUCGAUUGUCCUACAACGAAAGAAAUCCCAAGUUAUAUCUCCGUGGAAAGAACGGGGUUUGAUAAGGUGUUGCCGGGAUACAACUUAUCUGGGAAAUAUGUCUACUCCGACGAGAACAUCAAAAUAGUCGAACACGAGAGGUUCAAAGACGAAAUCAAUUUUUUGGUGCAAGGGAAGUAUGAAGCGCGAUCGACACAAAACUUAAAUAAGGACGAGAUAGUCAGAAUUCUCUUCCAAGAGCGGUGCAAAGUGAUUGAGAACAAUUCGGGGUCUUUUGUGUUACACAAAGGGUACUCCAAAGAUUACCAAGUCACUCAAGACCACAUCAAAAUGUCGAUCUUUCAAUAUUCCAGUGAGUGUGUUUUAGUGAAUAUUCACAGCAUCCACAGCGCACAAUGCGGAUUAGCACAUACCCACAAGAAUCAACAAUAUAAGAUAUUCCACUUCAAUACCGGCUUCAUCUUCUUUUCUAAGGACGAACAUAACAUGUGGAAUUUACAAUUCUACUUCGACAUGAUCCAAAAGGAUUCAAACGAACUCAAUUACACCAUCUUCUUGACAUUCCUCGAUAAUAUGAGACACGCAUUUGCUACAUCGCCAGACUUCAGAGAAGACUUGUCACCAGUUCUAAAGUUCAGUCUCGAGACUAAACCCGUCGAGAAGUGCGGGUUCUUCCCCCGCCUCAAAAGUAAGUGCCUUCAACUGAUCUGUUCAUAUCUCUCGAAAAAGGAUAUUCUAAGCCUUCAGAUGACUAAUAAACACAUUUGCUUGUUGGUGAGAUAUGCAGAGAAAAGAGACGCGCCGGAGUUGUUUAUCGACAAGGACAAAUCAAGUUCUUCAGAAACGUAUUCAGGACUUAAGGACAAGUUAAUAUCUUGCGACUCGAACUCGACGUCCGGUCCAAAACAAUCCGACAGCGGAAAUAAAGACCAACUUUCUCUUUCUAUCGACCAAGAGUGUUUAAAUCAGACCCAAAUGAUGUUCCAAAAGGAGACUUUGAACGAAAACUUUGAAAGAACGGAAAAGGUCGAAAGGAGUGACAAAUUACCAAAGGCACAGGGCUACGCACGUAUAGAGAAACCCGACAACUUUGAUAGUUUGAGUAGCUUGAGUUGCUUUUCUAAAAGCGACAAGUCCGAAAAGAAAACCUCGAUGGAGUUUGAGACCCCGACCGAUCACAACGAAAAUUCAGAGCAAAACCCUAUUAUGCUCGAAGGGCAUUUUAAUGUCGUUCGAAGUGUUGCGAUUCACCCAAAAGAAGACGUCUUUGUCUCGGGAAGUUCAGACCGCAAAAUCAGGUUGUGGGAGUUUAAUAAUCCACGAGAGAACUCACGAGUCUUUGUUGGUCCUAAUAGUUCAAUCACUGAUGUCAAUUUCAUUGGGGAACACAUCUGCACGGCUUAUAAAUGCGGGACAAUUAAAUACAUCCACCCAAACGACCCGCCACAGUCAUUUAUCUUUGACGCUGUGAUUGGAAAAAUUGAAGGGUUUUACCCAGUAGGGUUCACGGACUUUGUUGCUUGGAACGAGUGUGUAGAAAUCAUUUCGUAUCACGACGUGAAACAAACCGUCUUGUUUAAGUACGCAGAACACCAAAGAAAAGUGACCAUCGUCCGCCCAUUGACAAAUUACGUCUUUUUGUCGGGAUCGUCCGAUCGAACAGUUCAUAUUUGGGACACUCGACAACACUGCCCAACGGUCCACAGAUUGAAGCCACACAAAUCGGGUGUUAUUCAAAUGGAAGUCGUCGACUCGGAAAAGUUCUGUACGGUUGGUAACGAGAAGAUCGUCAACUUGUGGGAUAUACGGAACUUGAAAAGCCCUGUCUUUGAUAUUAACAACAAGACUGAAAUGUUGAGGAUUGGGGAAAAUAGAAUCUUUUGUGGUGGUGAAGACAACAAUGUGAGAAUAUAUAACCUUAAUGCCGAUCUUGUAAUUGAAUUGCAAAAUCAGCACAAAGAAAGUGGAUUGAGUUCGAUGGCAUGCGCGAGAGGGCAUAUUGUGACUGGAAUGAAAAAUGGGUCAGUCUUCGUGUUCAACAACGUAAUGUACUGA
Entamoeba invadens IP1 is the source of this 2502-nucleotide messenger RNA. Its product is annotated as F-box and WD domain protein, putative. The transcript has a single exon. The record is from RefSeq and is a predicted model, not a curated record. Bases 1 to 2502 code for a protein of 833 amino acids. NCBI's taxonomy places the organism in Eukaryota, Evosea, Mastigamoebida, Endamoebidae. Gene Ontology annotation, molecular function: protein binding.